Pocillopora meandrina is the source of this 1459-nucleotide messenger RNA. NCBI's taxonomy places the organism in Eukaryota, Metazoa, Cnidaria, Anthozoa, Scleractinia, Pocilloporidae. The record is from the annotation of a GenBank genome assembly.
AUGAAUAGGACAUCGUUCAUAAUAAGUGUAGCAUCCCUCCGAAUGGCUCUGUGCUUUGUUAAUGUUCUCACCGAAGAACAGAAAGUAGUUUGCCAAAAAUUCAGGUUUGAGAUGGGAAAAAAUGUUGUUGACGACCACGCCCUCGACGGCCAUGUGAUUGAGAGAUACACAGUUAAGACAGCUGCACAAUGUCACAUGAUGUGCAGAGACAACUGUUUAUGUUUAUCCAUCAACUACCUCUCAAGUCUCCAAGAGAACAAUUGCGAGUUGAAUGACGCUGUGAAAAGAAAGAAACCAGAGGCGCUAAAAUUCAAAUCAGGAGCUCAGUACUACGAUCUGGUUAGAAUGCAUUCAGUAGAGGUGAGAGGUUAAAUGAACUUUUUAAUUAAAAAGACAAAAGACAAAAAAACAAACAAACACUGAGAAAAGGGAGGAGGGUUAAGGUAAAAUUUGAAGAACGCAACAGUCUUUCUACAUUUAGGAAGUUACAGGUAAAAAUGGGUCCAUAAAGUUAAUUACAUUAAAUAAAUACCUUAGGCGCGUAAAUUUGAGAAUAUACUGGGGAAACUACUGACGUGUAACUUUAAACUUAAUUAAAAAACAGGGAGGCCGACCUUAUGUAAAAGGAAAGGAUGUGUGUGUAAACAGAUGUUGCCAGCCUAAUCCUUGCUUUCAAGGAGCAGAGUGCGUGGAGAAUUGUGAUCCUGAUGAUGCCAGGUUUACGUGUAGCUGCUCCGCUCGUUAUACUGGACAGCGGUGUGAACAUAGAUGCUAUAAAAGUUGCAAGGAUGCUAAAGAAAACGGCAUAUGGCAAUCUGGCAGGUACCUCAUAUGUAAUGGAGAGAUCGAGCCAUUUUACGUGUACUGCGAAAUCAGCCCAUCGUCCACCUUCAUAUGGACUCUUUUACAAUCCUUUGCUAUCGAUCGGCAAUUGCAGUUUAGUAGCCAACCGUUCAUAAAUAGCUUUCCAGUUCGUGACAAUCUCCUAGAGAUAGACUGGGGCCUGUACCGCUUAUCCUUGGCCCGCAUGAAGUAUCUUGCCGAGCAGUCGACUCAUCUCAGAGUAACCUGUAAUUACAACACAGAUGGUCUUCAGUAUACGGACUAUGCACAAGCGGAACUCGAACACCACAAUUUAUUUGCAACAUUCAACAACAAAUGUAGAAUUUAUGAACACAUCGUCAUCCGAGGCAUUGAAUGUAGGAACUGCACCGCUCUCACCAAUCAACCGAGUGACCACGCCUGGCACAUCGAUAGCUACUUAAGUUCAGCCAAUGGAUGCAAUUUUGAUGGAAGGCCAGGGAUGGGAAAGAGCGAGCAUAACUUUGGAUGGUAUGCUCAUGGAAGAGUGAACACAGAUCACCGAUGCUCGUCAUCUCCAAUGUCGACAACUCAACACUGGUUUGGUAUUUUUUAUGUUCCGGGUAUUAAUCGUCCUCAAAGCUUUCCUGGUAAAUAA